CCUAGUUUAGAUUUAACUUUAGAAUAUCGCUCGAAUAAAAAUAGAAAAAUAUUCAAAUUACUUAUGUGAAUAGUACUUAUUAGUCCUUAUUUUUACCUUCUCUAUAUAGGAGUUGUAAGUCAGCUUGACACUCCAUUCUUGAUGUGUUAACACUCAAAACCUCCCACUGCACUCCAAAUAUAUGAAUGAAUGUAUCUGCUGAAGGAGUUGAAGCUGUGGCAGAGGUUGUUCCUUGGGAAGAAGUAUCUGAGUCAUUGGAGCAAAAGAGGAUUGAUUAUUUAGCAGCAAAGAAAAAAUCACUGCGAGCCCGUUAUAUAUAUGGCGUAAUCUUCUUAUUUACAAAUCUUUGUGCUUGGUUUAUUCGUGACUAUGGGCAAAGGGUUCUGCCUCAGCUCCAUUAUUUUAAAUCUUGUGGAAUUCGCGGAAGUGAUUGUUUCCGUACGCUGGGAGUUCUUCGCGUGAGUUUAGGAAGCUGUAUAUUUUUCUUUCUAAUGUUCCUCACUGCAUCUAAAACAAGAAAACUAAGUGAAGCUCACAAUGUAUGGCAUUCUGGAUGGUGGGGAUUCAAGUUUUGCAUAUUGUUUGUGUCAAUGGUGGUUCCACUCUUCAUCCCUCCACACUUCAUUCAAUUAUACGGUGAAUUUGCUCGUGUCGGUGCAGGGAUAUUUCUCGUUCUUCAACUUAUAAGUGUGAUCCAGUUUAUUACAUGGUGGAAUAAGUACUGGAUGCCUGAUGAGCAAAAGAAGCACAGCUGCUCCCUUGGGUUAUUCAUGUCUACACUGUUUUACAUUGCUUCUAUGGGUGGGAUCGCAUUCAUGUACUCAUCAUACGGGAUGAAAUUAUCGUGUGCUCUCAACAUCUUUUUCAUCACAUGGACUGUGAUUCUACUUGUCGUGAUGAUGGUGAUAUCACUACAUUCGAAGGUUAACAGAGGUCUUUUAUCUUCCGGAAUUAUGGCUUCAUAUCUUGUUUUCCUAUGUUGGUCUGCCAUCAGAAGUGAACCUGCAAAUGAGGAAUGCAACAAUCGAAAACAAGGGAAUGAAGGUCACGAUUGGACUACUGUACUAGGCUUCCUGAUCGCGAUAUGUUCUAUUGUCAUGGCGACUUUUUCAACUGGCAUAGAUUCACAGUCAUUUCAGUUUUACAAAGAUCAAGUUCGAGAGGACGACGACAUCCCUUACAAGUACGGAUUUUUCCACCUAACAUUUUCCUUGGGGUGCAUGUAUUUUGCGAUGUUGUUCAUCAGUUGGAACCUCAGUAACUCUGCUAAGAAGUGGAGCAUCGAUGUCGGAUGGACUAGUACAUGGGUAAAAAUCCUCAACGAAUGGUUUGCAGCUUCAGUAUUCUUAUGGACGUUGAUUUCGCCGGCGGUGAGGCAGUCGAAAGUGAUGGAUCGUGAAGAGGCUGUGCAGGAGAUUGAUAACUCAGACGUGCCAUGAUUGAUUGAUUAUGUAAUCUUCAUUUGUUACAUGGCCAUUAUUCUUUCUGCAUCUGUUAUACUUCAAACAAGUCACCAAAGACACAGGGACGAAUAAGCCAUUAAUAUUCCUUU
Molecule: messenger RNA, 1552 nt
Organism: Pyrus x bretschneideri (Chinese white pear)
Lineage: Eukaryota; Viridiplantae; Streptophyta; Magnoliopsida; Rosales; Rosaceae
Product: probable serine incorporator
Exons: 13
Coding region: 186-1439 (417 amino acids)
Cellular component (GO): membrane
Source: RefSeq, a predicted model, not a curated record